Molecule: messenger RNA, 4534 nt
Organism: Macrobrachium nipponense
Lineage: Eukaryota; Metazoa; Arthropoda; Malacostraca; Decapoda; Palaemonidae
Product: cubilin-like
Exons: 4
Coding region: 449-3052 (867 amino acids)
Cellular component (GO): plasma membrane
Source: RefSeq, a predicted model, not a curated record
AGAGAGAAGAGAGAGAGAGAGAGAGAGGAAGGCAGACAACACCACUACUAUCCCUGCGCCUGCUGGCUGGCUGGCUACACUUCUGGCUCCCUUGACAUUAUCCAGUUCGGCACUGGCUGUGGUAUCGCCUUCUCGUCGUCCGUCUCUCCCUCUAUAAGGGCUUGAUAGGGCGCCUACCGCUGCCCUUCGGAAUCUUUGUUUAUCAUUUCAUCAAAAAAAUCCUGGAAUCUCCCCCCCUCCCCCCUAAAACCCGGCAAAUCUGGAACCAUGCUGAGCGCGAGUGCGAGAGGAGGAGUGGUGGUGUUGUGUGAUUGAGGUCUAUAAGUCUAGUAUAUAUCUCUUUCGAAAUCUCUUAUUUUUUUAUUAUUAAAGUGGUUGAUAGUGAAUUAUUAUUUUUGAAAUUCUUUUAAUAAUAUUCCUGGAUCUCUUAUAUUUUGUUUUAACGACGAUGUGGUGGUGUGGGAAGAUGGUUAUGUGGCGGAAGUGUUGCCCGCUUUCUCUCUGUGGCGGUGUGGCCAUCCUGACGCUGGUGGUGAUGCUGGCUACGACUGCUUCGUUAUCCGAGGCCAGGAGGAAUGACCGUGUCAGGGGCCACUGCAACAAGACCGUCGACAUCUACGAGGACGUCUCGUCCCCGGAACUGACCCGCCAGAACCGCUACAAGCCCCUCACCUGCUGGUACCGGUUCAGGGUCACGAAGCCGGCCAUCAAGGACGACUGGGUCAUCGUCGUCCGGUUCAAGAGCUUCAAGGUCGGACGCGUCCUGAACGCUACGCACUGCGAAAACGGAUUUGUUCAGAUCAUGGACGGCAACGCUCAGACCGAAGUCUCCAACAGGAGGAACUUGGGAAUGUUCUGCGGAGAGAUCGAGCAGACUCGGACCUUCAUCUCUGAGACCUCCUUCGUUAAGAUCAUCUUCUCCGUUAACAACUUCACCGAAGAGACCUACCUCAGCUUCGACUCGCGUGUCGAGCAGCAGAAGGAGGUAUUCGGACGUUUCGGUCCUAACCCAGUUUUGUACCCUUAUCGUCGAGGCGAGGUCGUCCCCGGAACGUACUGCGAGCGCAUGUUCACGGACUGCAAGCUCCAGUCCUGCUUUGUCCAGUCGCCAGGCUACCCGAGCGUGUACCCGCGCAACCUCCACUGCAAAUACUACCUCAACACACGCCUUCCAUUCAUCAAGCUCUACAUUGAGAACGAGGAGUUCAACGUGGAUGGCCAGCGAUGUGAAAACCCCAUGAUGUGCCCCAUGCGCCCUAUAAGUACCAACUGCCCCUUCGACUUCAUCAGGAUUUAUGACGGGAAAAACGAGGACGCCGCUCUGAUUGGGACCUUCUGCGGCAUGGGCCGCUUCCCCCACUCCAUCAUAGGGUCAGGGCAGGACAUCAUGGUAGAGUUUGUGUCCUCUGCUGCAGGGCCAUUCCUCAACACCGGCUUCCACUUCAACGUUGGCAACUGGCCCGGGCACGUGGAGUCGAGCGGAUCGCGGAAUGGAACGUGCGACUGGGUAUUUUCCAGUGAUACUGUCGAGCGCGGGCAGGAGUCGAUUUUCCUCUCCCUAGCUCACUGGUAUCCUGCUGGCACCUCCUGCUCAUACCUCAUUCGCGGGAGGCCAGACGAGGUUGUCAGGAUGUACUUCCCAUCCUUCCGCGUGCGUCCCAUAGAAGCCCCGAUCAGGCCCUAUGACGGCGACUGCGGCGAAACCCUGAUCAUCUACGACUCCGACAGGGAGGAUGAUGCCCGCAUCAUGAAGAUGUUCUGUGACACUUUCUCUCGGCCUCUAGAGAAGCACGACUUCAUUUCAACUGGCAGUGCCAUGUUUGUCAAGUUUGAAAGCCGCACAGGCAGUUAUGAUGGGUCCUCUCUUUAUUACUGGGCUCAGUAUGAUUUCUUCAACAACACUCACUAUGGAAAACCUGUGGAAGAUACACUGUGCGACGAGCUCUUCGAGUCCUAUGUCCGGCCUGAGGGCAAAUUUGGAUCUCCCCUGAACACACUCCUCUACAAAACAGACACGGACGUCAUGUGCCGAUACCAUUUCAAGGCGCCCAGGUACCAGUACCGUCGCAUACUGCUGACCAUAAAUUCAACUAAUUUCAAGCACAAUGAAGACACUUGUACAGAUUGCUUAAACGAUAAGGUAGAUAAGCUGAAGAUCAUUGACCCGUUCCGCAACGGAACUAACCUAUGUAUAUGCGACAACUGGGUAACAACUAAUCGCCUUCCUCCUAGCAUUGUUUCAAACGGACCAUCCUUAUCCCUAGAAAUGCAUAUAGAUCAUCGCCACGCUAUGCAGAAUUACUUCAAGUCUAACAUACCAAUAUUUGAGGGAACAUACAAAUUUAUACAUAGCCCAAUCUGUGGUCCUACGGUAAUACCUGCUGCAACUGAAGGGAACAUUGUAUACCCAAAAUAUGAGCCAUACGUCUACGGUGGUUAUGGUGAGGACGUUCACUGCAUCUGGGAGCUAAGAGUUAAGCAGGAACGCGAUGUUUGGAUUUAUGUCGACAAGCUGGACUUCUCACUCAGUGACUGCUCUCUUGAAGUGAUUGAGGUCUUCCUGCCUGGGCGAGAUCGACCAGAAUUCACAAUAUGUGAAAAAGGUGAUACUUCAGAUGAGACGAAGGCCACAAUACUCAAGGCUAGGGACCUGACAGAGGGAGCUGUCAUCAUUCACUUCAAGUCCUCUGCUCCUGGCCACUCUAACUUCAAGCUCACGUGGACUGAGCUGUUUGAACUGCCAAAAAACAGUGAUGGGACAGUGAUGACUUCAAAGUUGAUGGCUCCUGGGGAAUGUGAGUUUGUAUGUCCAGGUCAGGCUGCCUGUAUCCACGAUGACCAGGUAUGCAAUGGAGUCCGUAACUGUCCAGGGAACAGUUCAGCUGCAGCACAGCACGACGAAGCUCCUGAGAUCUGCUUUGCUCGUACUGGAUCCAAAUUCAACUACUGGGCCUUGGGCCUAGGGGCAGCUGGAGGCACCAUCGUAGCCGUAGCUGUUAUCAUUUUAGUAUGUCGCAACUGCAGGAAGCGUCCCGACGAUGGAUCGUAUUAAUAUGGCUAUGCAAAUAAUAAGAUUUUUACUGUGGACAAUAAUGUAUUUAAUGUUUAAAGAAAGAGGUGAAGGGGCUCAAAGAGAACAUUAUUUGGCCCUCUGUUACUCUCUUGAUAAAAAAAAACAUCCUGUUUCUGGAAAGGUAAAGAAACACAAAGUAACUAUUGCUUGAAGGCAUAGUUGAAGAGUCAUGAAAACCUGAUCGUUGGCUAUUGCGUUUUGGGAAAGUGGUGUUAAUAAAGUAGGAGCUCAUUAUCCUUGCUCUCAAAAUGAGAGGCAGAAAAGAAACAGUGGUAUCAGACACGGUUCUUACACGUUUUGUAAAAGCAGUAUCAUAAAAAAAAACUGAAGUGUAAGUUCAGUGAGAGGUAGAGAAAUAUUCAGUGCUUGUUUAUAUGUUGUGGGAUAAAAGGCGAGUCAGAGAUAUAUAUCACAAAAUAUAUGUAUAUCAAAUACUUAUUGAAUAAUAUAUGUAUUUUGUUUUCAUGUGUUCUGUACAUACCAAAUAUUAGGAUGUAAAGAAGAAUCUUAGGAAUUUCAAUCGAUUUGAGUUACCCUCUCCCCUCCCUGCAGGCCCCCUGCUCCAGUAUGUCCCAAAUGGAAAUCAAAAGCAGUUCUUUGGAUUAAGUACAAAUAAACAUAUGUGGACCAUGUAAGCCCGUAAUCACAUGCGAGACAAUAACACAUUGAAAUACACUAGAAAUGUAUGAACCGGUUUCGCCGGAAACUCUGGGUCAUCAUCAUCUGUCAAUUCAUAAAUGCGUGCGAGAGACUCUCCCGUUGUUCAUCGUUCGCAUGAAUAUUCUCCUCAACUUCGAUCCUUUUAUAAAUGAAGCAUAUUCUCAUCUAGUUCGUUUUCUAUGGUAUAUAUACAUUUAAGGAGAUUUAAGGAGUUCCAACGCAGAGUUGUGAGAUUGUCAUUGGUUCUCGCCGUGGCUCGUAGUGCAGCUUACUGAAGGAUAUAAGGAAUAUAAUCCUACUGACAAAAGUAAAUAAGUAUUACUAAUGGUCAUGUGAUAAGUGGGGGGGCGUCGUAUAUCAUUCCAGAAAAAUCAUACAGAACAGAAGAAGUCAUAAUGUACAGCUGAUUCGUUGAAAUACUCUCUCUCUCUCUCUCUCUCUCUCUCUCUCUCUCUCUCUCCAAACGAAAUCAUUUUAUUUUUCUAAAUAAAUCAUCACAUAUAACAAUAACUGUUCAGAAUGUAUUAAAUCAAGUCAUGAAUACGUAGAGCACAAUAAAGGAAAAAAGGUAUAUUGCAUAAAAUAUUAACGUAAAACAGGAUGUAAAUGUCAUUCAUUACUUAUAAAAUCAUCCUGAAUAAUACAUUAUCCUCUGAAACAAUAAGUUGCUUUAUCUAGUAUAAAAGUUAAACAGUGUAUAAAAAACAAUGAGAAAUGUCAAAGCUCGGAAGAUGGAAUCAAUGGUUAUCACAAAAAGAGAGAGAGAGAGAGAGAGAGAGAGAGAGAGAGAGAGAGAGAGAG